AUGACUCGUUUCCAUGAUAUUCCUGAAUCCACUUCAGCGGCUACAACCACACCUACAACCACAUCUUCAACCAAACCUACAACCACACCAACAACCACAUCUACAACCAAACCUACAACCACAUCUACAACCAUACCUACAACCACUCCUACAACCACAUCUACCACCAAAUCUACAACUGCACCAACAACCACACCAACAACCACACCAACAACCAUACCUACAACCACACCAACAACAACAUCUACAACCAAACCUACAACCACAUCUACAACCAUACCUACAACCAAACCUACAACCACUCCUACAACCACAUCAACAACCAAACCUACAACCAAACCUACAACCAAACCUACAACCAAACCUACAACCAUACCUACAACCACAUCUACAACCACAUCUACAACCACAUCAACAACCAAACCUACAACCAAACCUACAACCAAACCUACAACCACACCUACAACCACAUCUACAACCACAUCAACAACCAAACCUACAACCACACCUACAACCACACCAACAACCACAUCUACAACAACAUCUAUCACCACAUCUACAACCACACCUACAACCAAACCUACAACCACAUCUACAACCACACCUACAACCACAUCUACAACCAUACCUACAACCACAUCUAUAACCAAACCUACAACCAAACCUACAACCACAUCUACAACCAAACCUACAACCACUUCUACAACCACACCUACAACCACGUCUACAACCACAUCUACAACCAUACCUACAACCAAACCUACAACCACAUCUACAACCACAUCUACAACCAAACCUACAACCACACCUACAACCAAACCUACAACCACAUCUACAACCACAUCUACAACCAAACCUACAACCACAUCUACAACCAAACCUACAACCACACCUACAACCAUACCUACAACCAAACCUACAACCACAUCUACAACCAUACCUACAACCACAUCGACAACCAAACCUACAACCAUACCUACAACCACACCUACAACCAUACCUACAACCACAUUUACAACCACACCUACAACCACACCUACAACCACAUCUACAACCAAACCUACAACCACACCUACAACCACAUCAACAACCAUACCUACAACCACAUCUACGACCAUACCUACAACCAAACCUACAACCACACCUACAACAAAACCUACAACCAAACCUACAACCACAUCUACAACCAAACCUACAACCAAACCUACAACAACAUCUACAACCACAUCUACAACCACAUCUAUAACCGCAUCUACAACAAAACCUACAACCAAACCUACAACCAAACCUACAACCAAACCUACACCCACAUCUACAACAACAUCUACAACCACACCUACAACCAAACCUACAACCAUACCUACAGCCACACCUACAACCAAACCUACAACCACACCUACAACCAAACCUACAACCACACACACAACCACAUCUACAACCACAUCUACAGCCACAUCUACAACCACAUCUACAACUAUACCUACAACCACAUCUACAACCAAACCUACAUCCAAACCUACAACCACAUCUACAACCACAUCGACAACCAAACCUACAACCAAACCUACAACCACAUAUACAACCACACCUACAACCAUAUCUACAACCAAACCUACAACCAAACAUACAACUAAAUCAACAACCACAUCUACAACAACAUCUACAACAACAUCUACAGCAACAUCUACAACCAAACCUACAACCAAACCUACAACCACACCUACAACCACAUCUACAACCAAACCUACAACUAAAUCAACAAGAACAUCUACAACCAAACCUACAACCACACCUACAACUACACCUACAACCACACCUACAACCACAUCUACAACAUCUACAACCAAACCUACAACCACAUCUACAACCACACCUACAACCACACCUACAACCACAUCUACAACAUCUACAACCAAACCUACAACCACAUCUACAACCAAACCUACAACCACAUCUACAACUACACCUACAACCACACCUACAACCACAUCUACAACAUCUACAACCACACCAACAGCCACAUCUACAACCACACCUACAACCAAACCUACAACCAAACCUACAACCAAACCUACAACCACAUCUACAACCAAACCUACAACCAUACCUACAACCUCAUCUACAACCACACCUACAACCACAUUUACAACAUCUACAACCAAACCUACAACCACAACAACCACAUCUACAACCACACCUACAACCACAUCUACAACAUCUACAACCAAACCUACAACCACAUCUACAACCACAUCUACAACCACACCUACAACCAAACCUACAACCACACCUACAACCACAUCUACCAAAUGCGCACAAUCUACAAUCUACAAACUACAACCACACCUACAACCACAUCUACAACAUCUACAACCAAACCUACAACCACAUCUACAACCACCACAACCAACCACAACCUACACACCCAACAAACCUACAACCACACCUACAACCACAUCUAACAACCAAACUACAACACACUACAAACCACACCACAAAACACUACAAACACAACCAAACUACACAUCUACAAAACCACCACCAAUACAACACAUCUACAACCACAACUACAAACCACAACACCUACAACACAACACCUACAACCCAUCACAAUUAACAACCUACAACCAACACCACACAACACACUACAACAAACCUACACACAACCACCACAACCAAACCUACAACCACACUACAACCAACACACCAAACCAACACUCAACAACCACAUCUACAACCAACACUACAACCACACCUAACACACCACACCCUACAACCACAUCUACACCCAACACCACACCUACACAACCAAACACAACCAACCACAACCAUACAAACCAAACCACACACACCACCUACAACCACAUCAACAACCACAUCACACACACCACAUCACAACACCCAUAUCUACCAAACACAUCUACAAACCAACCUACAACCACAUCUACAACUAUCUACAACCAAACAUACAACCACAUCUGA
Pecten maximus is the source of this 2982-nucleotide messenger RNA. RefSeq names its product mucin-2-like. The record is from RefSeq and is a predicted model, not a curated record. NCBI's taxonomy places the organism in Eukaryota, Metazoa, Mollusca, Bivalvia, Pectinida, Pectinidae. The transcript has 3 exons. Bases 1 to 2982 code for a protein of 993 amino acids.